AUGUCGGGAUCAUAUUGGCAGCAUGAGUUUAUGGAAUGGAAUCAGCGAGUAUCACAUCUGCUGCAGUCAGGUGAAUGCUGUGACUGCACAUUCUUAGUAGGUUCAGAACCGAACCGAUCUAGGCUUAAAGCCCAUAAAGUUAUCUUAGCGGCUGCAUCUCCUGUGUUCAUGGCUAUGUUUUACGGCAGUAUGGCCGAGAAAGGCCCUAUAGAAAUUUUGGAUUUACAACCUGAAGAUUUCGAAACAAUUUUACAGUACAUUUACACAAAAAAUGCUUCAUUUUGUUCUGUCGAGAAAACCUUCUCAGUGUAUUAUGGUGCUAAAAAGUAUAUGUUACAAUCUUUAGAGAAAGAAUGUCUUUUGUUUAUAUCCCUUAAUAUUAACCCACAAAAUAUUUGUCGCGUUUAUAAAUUUGCACGGUUUAACGACGAAAUACAGCUAUUGGACCAAUGUGUACAGAUAUUAACGACCAAAACAAAAGAAGUCGUACACAAUUGGAGUUUAGAGCAGGAUGAUAUCGGCAUUCUAUUGACUCUGCUCUCAUAUGAAUCCCUCAAUAUUGGUAGUGAGUUGGAUUUAUUUCAAGCUGUUGAGAAAUAUUUUAAUACCUACACUCCUAGAAAGAGGAUUUUGGACAGCUAUGACUCGCUCAUAAGGAAAACGAAAAAAUGUCCACAUGGGGGGGAUUCUCCUGCCCAUAAGUUUAAUGUAAAACAAGCAGUUAACGAAGCGGGACCGAGUAAAUCUGAAAUAAAUAACAGAGAAGUAACUCAAAGCUCAUCAAAGAAGGCCAAUCAGAGAGAAAGUUCAGUUGAGUGUACCGAAGAUGUGGAAAAGUAUAAUUGUAAAAGUAAUGACGGUGAAGCAAACUUAUCCUGUAUAUUUGACCCCAAUAGUAGCAAUGGUAUGAGAUAUUUUGAAACCAUUUAUACAUAUUCUUAAUGAAAAAUUCUUGAAAAUUCACCACCCCAGGUACUCUGUGAUGGGACUCGAACCCAGGACUUUUCACAAUCCGUUUAGUCAUAUUAUAAUACGUCUUUUCAUCUGAAAAAAGUCACUUUGUCAUAAAUAAUAAUGAUAUAGAUAAUUCGCUAAAAAAAAAAAUACAAUCUAGUAUUAGGGAUUAAAGUAUGAAAUUGCCGUUUUAUUGUAAUAUGUUCCUUGAAUUGACAUAGAAUCUUCAUGGUUUAAGGUUUACAAAAGAAACUUUUUGGAUUCUAUUCUAUCCUUGGUUUCUAUGAUGUUAUUCUUUUAACAAAAGUGAAACAUUUGAAUAUCGACUUUCAAUUGUUUUUGUUAUUCAACUAAGACAAGAAAAAUGGAUACUGCGAAAAUUCUAAUUCUAGUUCUAAUGGAAACUUCGACUUCAAGAACGAGUCACAAGGAAGACCGCUCACACAUGUGAAUAACGAGGAAUUAAGAGAAAUGGUUGAAGCCGAUCCUAGUCAAACUAAUUAAAGGAAUAUUGGAUCAAAUUGUGACGUGUGAUGAAAAGUGGAUUCUUUAUUAUAACCGUUUAAGAAAAAUGCAAUGGCAGAUCCCAGAUCAAAUGCCACAACAGUGUCCUAAACCAAAAAUUACCAAUAAAAAGGUAAUAAGAGUAAAACAGUAUUUUCGUCAAUCCAAUCACAUUUGUAGCCAAAGAAGCUCACCGAUUAACAAUUUAAUAUAUAUGAAAAAUGAGCCAUAUUUAACUCCAAGUAGUUUUGUCGUUUAAAUAUUCAUUAAUAGUAUAAUAUCCUUUACUGAGUAGACAUUUCUUAAUAUGGGUUUUAAACUUAGGUAAUGGUAAAUUUAAAAUUUCCAUAGGAAUUUUGUUAUAGUAGUGUACACCUUGACCCAUAAAUGACGAUAGAACCUUCUUUAGCCUGCAUGACGGCAAAACAAGUUUAUCUUUGUUUCUAGUAUUAUAAUUGUGUACAUGACUAUGUUUAAUAUAAUUGUUAAUAUUGUUUCUAACAUAGAGUAUACAAUUGUAUAUGAAUUGGGAGGCCACUGUUAAUAUCCCAAUUUCUUUGAAUUUAUCUCUAAGUGACGUUCUUGAACCCAAUUGAUAAAUGGCCCUUAUUGCUCUUUUUUGUAAAAUAAAUAUAGACUCUAUAUCUGCAGCCAUACCCCAUAUCAGAAUGCCAUAUGACAUAACGCUAUGGAAAUAACUAAAGUAUACUGUCCUAGCGGUAUCUACAUCUGUAAGUUGCCUAAUUUUUUUUAUUGCAAAGGCAGCUGAACUUAGUUUUCCUGCCAAUAAUGAAAUGUGAGGAUGCCAUUGCAAUUUAGAAUCCAGCGUUACACCUAAGAAGAUUGUUGAAUCAACCAACUCGAGCUUUUCAUUAUUAAGUUUAAUUUCUGUAAGUUCAGCUUUUACAUUAGGUAACAUAAACUUUAUACAUUUCGUUUUUUUAACAUUUAACUGGAGAUUAUUUACAGUAAACCAGGUCAUAAUCUGUGAUAGAGCAUUGUUUACAUCGUCAAAAUUAUUUUUACAUCUAUCAAUAUUAAGUAUUAAAGAAGUAUCGUCUGCAAACAAUACUAUAUCGCAUAAAGUUUCGGCAAAAAAUGGCAAAUCAUUUAUGUAAGUUAGAAACAGAAAGGGACCCAGAAUAGAGGUAACCGUUUGGUGGUCUCAUCAUGAUGUUAUUCACUAUAAUUUUCUCCGAUCUGGUCCAGCAAUAAUGGCAGAUGUCUAUUGUGCCGAACUCCGAACAAUGUUGGCAAAACUAGCAGUAAAACAGCCUAGUGAAUCGAUCUUCAUCAUUGUUGCUCCAUGACAACGCGAGACCUCAGCAUGAGAAACCGUAUUGACCCUUCAGGAACUGCAGUUAGAAACCAUUCGUCAUCCUCCGCAUUUGCCAGACCGUGCUCCAACAGACAACCAUUUUUUUUCGUGAUUUGGACAAUUAUAAUUAUGAGAUAAUUAAUUAUCUACGUGAAAAGAAGUUUUCUUCCUAGGAGGCAGUACAAAAUGCUUUCACACAGUUUGUGCAAUCUAGAUCCACAGAGUCCUAUCGCAAAGGCAUAAAUGACUGUCAAAAAUUAAAAAUAAACAAUUUUGAUUUAAGUACAAAUCGGCAUUUUCGUACUUUAAACCCUAUUAUUAUCCAAACUUAAGUUAAAUUACCAAUAAACAACUAUGUUUUUCGAGAGAAAGUAGGAACACUUUUAUGCUGCAUCCGAGAGGCCGUCUGUAAGAUCCGUUUCUUGACGUUGACGGCGCAGGAGUUCGCGAAUGGGCCGGCGCUGUCGCCGCUGCUGAUGGAGACCGAAGCAUUUGCGGUGCUCAUGAACAUCCUCUCCAGCCAGGCGCUGGUGCCCAUGCCAAGGGGUUUCUCCGCGUCCCGCGUGCCUAGAAACCAGCAAUAUCUACCAACGCCGAUUUGUAGAAAUGAAGUAAUAUUCAGGUUCACUGUAAUGCACGCCCUGAUGCGGAAACGCUCUGUAGAAUCACUGCCCUUCUAUUUCCUGGACAUGCUAUGGAGCGUCAAAUUGACGCCCCGCAUCGAGACUACCACCACUGGACAAAUUAACAGAUACUUCGCACUUAUUCUCAAAUGCGGUGGGCCGGGAUCAACGGCAAAGCUGAUGGGCGCUGACUCCAGGUUAGAUAUGAAUUUGGCAUUAAGGUUAGGGCCACUACCUUACACACCGCCAGAGCAUAUCGCAGGGUCAGCGCCCGGGCCAGCUGUACGACCGGCCGCAGGGCCAGCGCCAGGGCCGUCUGCAGGGGCAGCACCGGGGCCGGCUGCGGGGCCAGCGCCAGGCUCGAGCUCAGGGCCAGAACCGGGGCCGAGCAAGGAGCCGGGUGCGUGCAAAAGAAGAAUGUGGGGUUACAAUCGGUUUGUCUCUUGGGACGUAGCGUUGAGUGCAUUAUUCCUGCACGCUGGCAACUCUAUCACCAUAGAAAGUUACCUCGGUGAAAUCGAAAACAGACCUAAGGAAUAA
Messenger RNA from Diatraea saccharalis (sugarcane borer), 3939 nucleotides. The record is from the annotation of a GenBank genome assembly. NCBI's taxonomy places the organism in Eukaryota, Metazoa, Arthropoda, Insecta, Lepidoptera, Crambidae.